UCGAAUCGAUGCUCUCCUUCUGGUUUGCUUUAUAAACAGCACGAUAGUAAGGUAAAACACUGCAUAUUUGUGGGAGAGAGUAAUAAUUGGAAGUGAAAAUAUCGCAGCUUAAUAUUGUACGGUGUUGUUUUUAGGAUAAGAAUGUAAAUAUAUAAUAAUGAAGGCUUUAUAUGGGUAUGCAUUAUGUUAUAUGGAUGUAAAAUCUCUAUGCAUUCUGUAAUUUUUUUAAUCAUGCGGAAAUUACAAAUUUCUCUCUUUGUGUAUUUUCUACCGUCUUUAACCAAAGAACUUUUUCAUCUUCUUUUUUUCCCUGCUGGCACAAAAUAAAUCGUGAAGAAAUCAGAUUUGAAUUGUACGCUGCACGAAGAAUGUAUGCCAGAAAGGUGUUUUUGUUUUACGGAAAGUCAUUCUUGUAGAAGAUCACAAUUUAUAUCGCUUUAAGGAUAAUUUUAUUUCUGCUUAUAGGCACACACGAACAAAACGGAAUAAUGCUGGAUUGUUAUUUUAAUAAAGAAAAUUUACAGCAACCAUAGCUUUCUUAAUUUACUUUACGAACUAAAGAAUUAAUAAUAUACGAUAUGAGAUCUAUAGUAUGUAUUCUCUUGCUAAUAUUUGCGAGCUGCGUUCAUUGCAAACUGACAAAAACAAAGCACUCAAUCAAGAAGCUCCACAAUUCACAACAUUUAAGACAUCCAGACUUACACGAUAGCACUGCCAGAAGUAGCUAUGAACAUGGACAUGUAAGAAAACAUAGGCUAUCGCAUAGAAACACACAUAAAGCAAAAAAUGUCCACAAGACAAAGUCUAGAAAUAAAAUAAGAAAGAUACAUAAAAAGAGGGAUAUGUUUUUAAUUGGAGAUAAAAGGACACAAGUUCAGGAAGCCAUACCAUUGUAUCAAAAUACUACAGCGUUUAGUGAUCCAGAGUUACCUCAGCAGGAUAUAUUUGCCACCUAUCAUAAGUCUGUUGGUGAUGAGGUUAAUAAUGAUGACGAUGAAAAUCAUAUCGACCAAACACAAGAAAAUAAUGAAGAGGGAGACAUAGAGAGGAAAAGCAACGUUUCAAAUCCGCAACAAAGUUCUGAUGAAGCAGAAAUAGCAAGCAAACUUGCUUCUAUUUUGCACGAUGAUCCAGGCGAUGAUGAAAAUGAAAUGAACAGCUUAUUUAAAGAAAUUGACAAAGAUACCUCAUCUGGCGAUCAUCCAAGCAUGGUUUCAUCCAAUCAGCCAAACAACCUUGAAGACGAAAUGAAGGAAAAGAGUAAUGUUCAAAGUGAUUCAGUUGUUAAAACAAUAAUAGGAGGAGGCUCUAUCCACCGUGUGGGAGAGCCGAAAUUUAUUCCCAUUUCUCCCCUUGAGUCACAAGAUAGUCAGUUGGAUGCGAUUUCGUCAAGUUUAGAAAACGACCCUUUUAAAUCAGAUGGAAUGGUUGAAUCGGCAGAUAUGAAAGAAGAUAUCGCUAAUGUGCAGCUUGGGCAAGCUUCAAAUGCUGUAAAAAUUCCGGCAACUAAUGAACUGCUGGAUCUAUUUUCCGACUGGGUGAAAAAUAUGGUUGCAAAAAAUCCAAAUAUGAAGCUACCACAAAUAAAGAAGUUAAAAUCAAACUUUAAAGGAUGGUUGCAAAAAAUCUCGUCAGGUAGCUACGAAUCUUCAACUGAACCAGGUCUUGAAAGAACAUUUGAUGAUUUUUUGAGAAAGCUUGUAUCUCGCAACAACGUUGACCAUAUUGUGUCGGAAAACGAUGAUAUCAAUGAAUGGCUAGAACAUCAAAACUUCUCAAAAGAUGGCUCUAAAAAUGGAUCUGCAGAUUUUGAGCAUUGGUUACACAAUGUUGUACAUCCUAAUCAAAAUGAACUCCAAGAGUGGUUGCACAACUCAACGUUAAAAUAUUUAAAUAAAGUUGAUAAAUACUUAGAAAAGUCAAACAAGGAUAACGGGGAAAAAACAAAUUCCAAGAAUUCAGGUAACACAUCGGAUGUGGAUUUGGAUCAUACAGACCUGAUGUCAUUUAAUGAACCGUAUCACGUGCAUUAUCCUUCGAAUGAUGUCUUCUUUGAUCUACACAUGCCUGAUAAUGUAAAUCACCACGUGGACCAUCACAUGCAUUACAAUGGUGGACAAGUGCAUCAUUAUUAUGACCAUUACUAUGAUAACACGAGCGAGUCGAUGUCUAUAGACCAUUUUGUGUCCAGUGUUCACCCAUGUCAAAAUGGUGGCAUAAUUGUUCCACUUGGUCCAGAAUCCUAUCAAUGCAUCUGCCCAAAAGAAUACAUUGGAAAAAAAUGUGAAGAAAUCAAUGCUUGCUGCAAGUACGAACCUUGUCAAAACAAUGGAACAUGUAAUCCAAUUAGAAACGAACCAAAGUAUCACUGUACUUGUAAAAAAGCUUAUUAUGGAAAACAUUGCGAAAAAAAAAAUCCUUGCGAGCCAAACAUGUGUGAAAACGGAGGUACGUGUACUCAUAAUGAUAAAGAUGAAACACAGUGUAUAUGUAAGAAAGGAUUCAGAGGAGAAAAAUGUGAAGAAAUUGAUAGCUGUAUUCCACCUCCAUGUCGUAAUGGAGGAACAUGUUCGCAAGUUAACGCGAAAAACGCAACAUUUACCUGUGAUUGUCCGGUCAAAUUCAAAGGAACGAUAUGCGAACGUAAGUAUGACGUGUUAUAUGCGACUAGUUGUAUUUUACACAAAAAAAUGCGUUUUUUUUAUGGGAAAAUAAAAAUGCCGACUUUUUGUCCCAGUCAGCCAUGUCAGAAUGGUGGAACUUGUCGAGAAACAAACGAUGAUUUCCAAUGCAUAUGUCGUGAAGGAUUUAUGGGUAAAACGUGUACAGAAAGGCCAUGUUUGCCCAGUCCAUGCUACAAUGGUGCCACUUGUGUUGAGAAUGGCACCGACUAUGAAUGUAUAUGUGCACCUUGGACGAGUGGAAGAAACUGCACAGAAAUCAGUCCAUGCCGAUUGAAACCUUGCCGCUCCAAUGGUCAGUGCUUGGAUGCACUUUCUGGUUUUAAAUGGUCUUUCAAACCAAUGCAAUACUAUUGUUUAUGUCGGCCGCCAUACAUGGGACCACAUUGCACAGAUAAUUUGUGCAACCACUGCUCGCCUUAUGGUCACUGUGAAAACUCAAGCAAAUGUGUUUGUGAUGAUGGUUACUACGGAAACGGUUUUAUCUGUCAACCGGAAGAUACCAAUCCAUGUGUUCCUAAUCCAUGUUUUAACGACGGUGCAUGCGUAAUUGAAUCCAGUGGUGACUACCAUUGUCAUUGCAAGCAACCAUUUAAACCACCAUUGUGUUUAAGUAGGCAUAUAUUUAUGGUUGCUAAUAACAACAGUGUUUGUCAUAUUUUGUUCCAUCGAAAUAUAUGCCCUGAGAAAUUAAUUUUGUAUCUCAUGCCUGAAGGCCGUCGCCACUGGAGGAAUAUUGUGCAACCCUUUCCAUUUUUUUUUUGGCGUUACAUGAAAUGUUGUAGGCAUUUAAAAAAAAUUUUUUUUGUUACAGCGGGAGAUCCUUGUAUCCCAGAUCCAUGUAAAAAUGGACAAUGUAUGGCUAAUUCAGAUGGAACAUACAGAUGUAAAUGCGAGCCAGGGUAUCGAGGUUUUCAAUGCAACAUCACUGAUCCAUGCUCUCCAAAUCCAUGUCAACACAAUGGAGAAUGUAAUGUAGACAAAGAUGGAAAUAUAACGUGCAGUUGUAAAGGCAAAUGGCUACCACCUAUUUGCAAAGAUUGUGGAUGCCCUGUCAGCACUGAGCCGCAAAAAGUACCAAGCGCUUUCUGUAACUCAGAAGGUAAAUGCCAGUGCAGUAAGAACUUUAAUGGUGAAAAGUGGAAUUAUGAAACAGAGAAUGACAGAGGUGAAAGCGAACCUGGAUGUGUCAAGGUUCAAGACACUGUCAUAAUUCCUCCAAAGACAGCUUGUAAUGUGUCAGGCAAUCCUUGUUUCAAUGGAGGAACGUGCCAAUUAAUCAACCAUGACGGAACUCUAGCAACGCCGCCACCUGCGCAUACUAAUGGCACUGAGCCAACUUCACCUGUUCCGGUUGUAAACGAAAAUUAUAAGUGUUUAUGUACAAAGUGGUUCUAUGGACCCAGAUGUGGUAUUGUUAAAGCUUGUAUACCAAAUAAUCCAUGUCUCAAUGGUGGUACAUGUCAAGAAGAUGGAAAAGGAAAUUUUACUUGCAAAUGUCCAUCUGGUACUGGAGGAUGGAAAUGUAACGCUUUACCAACGGUUCCACCAAAGCCCGAUCCUCAUUGUACACCAAAUCCUUGCAAAAAUGGCGGAGUAUGCCAUGCAUUGAAGCAUGGUUACGAUUGCCAUUGCAAGCCAAGAUAUACUGGCUCUCAUUGUGGAGUUGACAGAUGUGCUGAAUGUGAUGAGAACGCCAAAUGUGUCAAUGGUCAUUGUCAAUGCAAGUUAGGAUAUGUCGGAAAUGGCUAUGACUGUGUUUAUGAUGCCAAUCCAGCGCCUACCUGUGGCAACUGUCCUGUGUUUUCAACAUGUACAUCAGCAACAGGUUAUUGUGGAUGCAACAAUGGGUAUGAAUUUGUGGAUAGAAUUUGUGUCCCAAUAUUCAACACUGGAGAAGAUGUUGACUAUCAUGAAGUGAAAACCACACCAAUAACCACAAUGAAACCAUCGCCAUCACAAGCAACCGCAGCAAGGACCAUGUCAAGGACCAAUCCUAGACCUCAUACUUUACCUGCCUCUUCUACCACAAGUACUACCGAACGACCAAGAGGGAGUACCGUUUCAUCUAGCGCUAAAACCACUUCUCAUGCCUCUAAGAGCAGCACGCCACAACACUCUAGUCCCACCGGAGGGAGUGGUACAACAGCUAUACCUGUGCUCUCCUCCACAACAACAACAACAACAACCAAGUUAUCAACUAUAAGAACAACAACAAAAGCAUCAACGAUCGCAAAAACAACAACAACAACAACAUCCACUACAACUUCCACUUCUGCUUCCACUACAACACCUACAACACCCAGUACUACAGAGAGCACGACCACACCAGUCAAACCUAACACUGAUGUAAACGGAGAAGUUCCUGCUGGUAUACCGGCUUUACCAGACUCGCCAGAUAUACCUGUGGGAGGUCCUCCAUCGCAGAAGGAUAAUGUUGAUACAGAUGAGACAUCGCAUAGAUCAUUUCUGUUAGACGAAUUAAAUAAUGUGUCAGAUGACGAUGAUGAAAAACAAUUAGGACUUGCGCCCCCUGAACCACCCGUGGCGUAUAUAAAACAUCGUAAUGGAGCUAAGCAUCUGUGGAAAGCUAUUUCAGCAAUGCAUUCUAUGAAAGAACAAGAUAACUCGCAAGAUGAAAGAACUAUAGAGACACUUUAAGGAAUGCACCAAUCACAAUUUAAACCAUAUUUUCACGUGAUCUAAGACAAAUAUGGCGUUGUGCUGAUUGUCCAUAUCUUCCAUGUUUUGUCAACUUAAAACAAACAAAAAUGACAAACUUGUACAUAAGUUGACGUCAAACAAGGCGUGACGUUAUUCCGCUUGAUGACUUUUAUUGAAGUGAUAAAUUAUUAUAAUUUUAUGAUAA
Molecule: messenger RNA, 5550 nt
Organism: Hydractinia symbiolongicarpus
Lineage: Eukaryota; Metazoa; Cnidaria; Hydrozoa; Anthoathecata; Hydractiniidae
Product: protein jagged-2-like
Exons: 27
Coding region: 579-5342 (1587 amino acids)
Biological process (GO): heterophilic cell-cell adhesion; establishment or maintenance of epithelial cell apical/basal polarity
Cellular component (GO): protein-containing complex; plasma membrane
Molecular function (GO): calcium ion binding
Source: RefSeq, a predicted model, not a curated record